GGAGAGGAAAAGGAAGAGAAGCAAGACUGUUCAGGGCUCACCAUGGGCCCUGUACAGCUCUUGCUGCUCUUCUUGCUGCUCAGCAGUGGUGCUCUCACACAAGAAGAAGCUCCUGAAAGUGGAAAUCCAGGAUGUUCAAAAGAUGCAACCAGAUUUAAACACCUCAGAAAAUAUGUUUACUUAUACGAAGCAGAAACAUCAAAUGGGAUCACGGGAACAGCAGAUUCUCGAAGCGGCUCAAAGAUCACUUGCAAGGUUGAACUGGAGGUACCACAGCUAUGCCACUUCAUCUUGAGGACAAUGCAUUGCUCCCUGAGGGAAACAUUUGGUGUUGACCCUGAGGGAAGGGCCGUACUGAAAAAGUCAAAGAACUCUGAGGACUUUGCAAAUGCCAUGUCCAGGUAUGAGCUAAAGUUCAGCAUUCAGGAUGGAACAAAAGUCAAGCUGUACCCAGAGAAGGAUGAACCUCUGAAUGUACUGAAUCUCAAGAGAGGAAUCAUCUCAGCUCUACUUGUGCCAACAGAAACAGCAGAAAACAUAAAAACAAUUUCAAUGGAUACUGUAUAUGGAAAGUGUGACAGUGAAGUUGAAUUCAAAUCUAGGAAAGGAAAUGUUGCAGAAGAUAUUUCAAUUAACAGGGACCUGAAAACCUGUGAUAACUUCAGUCCCAUCAGAGAUUAUGUCAGCCCUAUUGCCAUUGUAAAGGGACUAAACAUCCCAUUAUCCACCCUUCUGAAGAGUACUCAAUACUGUCAUUAUAACAUUGAUGCAAAGAAAAGGCACAUAAGAGAUGCUGUCUGCACUGAAAAACACCUGUUUCUGCCCUCCUCCUACAAAAAUCGCUAUGGUGUAAUGACAGAAGUCAACCAGACACUGAAGCUUGAAGAUACUCCAAAGAUCAAUAACAGAAAUUUUGAUGGAGAUGAACUGGAAGAGAAGGGACUUGCGCUGGAAAGUACAGAUGCCAAACUUCCCAGGCAGGGGGAUGCUGUUCUGAAAAUCCUUCAGGAGCUGCAGAAGCUUACAGUCUCCCAGCAAAACCAGCAGAGAGCAAGACUCUUCUACAGACUUGUUUCUGGACUUAGAAGUUUACAUAACAACACCCUUGGGUCUCUUGUACCAAAGAUGAUGGAAACUUCAAGUUCCAUCACAGUUCAGGCCCUGACUCAGUGUGGGACUCCAGAGUGCUACAGCGCAGUCCUUCAAAUACUGAGAACUGGAAGUGUGAACCCUCUUGUGGUAGACCUGGUCACAUAUACCAUGGGACUAUUGCCUUCUCCAACUCCAGGAAGAAUAAAGGAAAUUCUUAACAUGGCCCAGUACCAGCCAAGCAGAGCUUCUUUUUAUGGCUUGAGUCAUUCUGUUACUAAGUUCUACAAUGAGAAGAUGACUGUGACAGAAGAAAUAGCAGAUGUUGCAGACUUCAUGGUAUCCCUGCUUGGCACCGAUUGUUCUGGGGAAGAUGAACUCACAUACCUCACACUUCGGGCUAUUGGAAACAUGGGUGCAGUAAUGGAGAAAGCUAAACCCAACCUGAAAUCUUUUCUCAAGACAUGUAUGAGAAAUGAAGCUGCAUCACUUUCAGUUCAGAAAGCAGCCAUCCAGGCAUUCAGGAAAAUGACUAUUACUGAAGAGGACCGUUCAACACUUCUGAAGGCAUUCCAGGAAGGGGAUGCACCUACAGACAAACGUCUAGCAGCCUAUCUCAUACUGAUGAAAAAUCCUUCCUCAAGUGACCUCGCAAAGAUUUUGAGAGUCCUCACAAAGGAGAGGAAUGAACAAGUGAAAAGCUUUAUUGCCUCACACAUUGCCAACAUCCUAGACUCUGAAGAAGUAGGCAUUGAAAAUCUAAAAAGCCAAGUUGAAGAAGCUCUGAAAGGAAACCAGGUUCCAACAGCCAAAGAUUUCAGAAAAUUCUCACAAAAUUAUCAGAUUUCCAAAAGAGUUUCUGUUCCUGGAGUUGAUCCUAUCUCUGCCAAAGUAGAGGGAAAUGUGGUAUUUGAUCCAAACAGCUAUGUUCCUAAAGAGACAAUGCUAAAAACUACCCUGGAUGUGUAUGGAUUUGGCCCAAGUGACAUCUUUGAGCUUGGCUUGGACGGAAAGGGCUUUGAACCAACACUGGAAGCUUUGUUUGGAGAGAAGGGAUUUUUCCCAGACACUGCGAGCAAGGCCUUGUACUGGGUUGAUGGAAAAGUGCCAGAUCAAGUUUCCAAGGCACUUUUUGAAUAUUUUGGUUACUCCCAGGAUGGCAAGCAGGACCAGGAUGUCAUGAAAGGAAUAAUGCUUAACUUUGAAAAAAUGAUAAAAGAACUGAGCAGCAAGGAAGCUCCUGAAGGAAGAGCAUAUCUGAGAAUCCUGGGAGAAGAACUUGGGUACAUGAAACUCAGUGAUUUCAAGUUGCUGGGAAGCAUGGUUUUAAAGAGUAUUAAAACUCUUCGGACUGUUCCCGAAAUGAUUGCACAAGCCAUCUCGAAAGGUUUUGACAGGGAUUUAUUCGUCCACUACAUGUUCAUGGACAACGAGUUUGAGCUCCCAACUGGAGCAGGUUUGCAACUGAAGUUUGCCUUGUCUGGAAUAGUGACACCUGGGGCCAAAGUAGCUAUGAAGCUUCAUCAAAAAAGCAUGCAAGCAGAACUCAUUGCUAAACCUUCAGUAGCAAUUGAGUUUGUAACACACCUGGGAAUAAACAUGCCUGAAUUUGCUAGAAGUGGUGUGGAGAUGAAUUCAAAUAUAUUCCAUGAAUCUGGAAUUGAAGCACAUGUUAGUCUGAAAGCUGGACAGCUGAAAUUCAGCAUUUCUCUUCUCUUCUCUUCUCUCUCAAUUUUCUGUUCCAGCAAUACACUCCAUUUGGUGUCUCCAGCCAAAACUGAAGAGAUUCCACCUCUGAUUGAGAACCAAGAAACCUGGACUUCUUGCAAGCCUUUCAUUGCUGGUCUGAACUUCUGCACCAAAUUAUUGUACUCUAAUGCCAGUGACACAGAGGCAGCUCCAUAUUAUCCCUUGACUGGAGAAUCCAGAUUUGAAGUGGAAAUAGUGGCCACAGGUGAAGUGAGGGAAUACUCUGCAAGUGCAAACUAUGAACUGCAGAGAGAGAACAGUGAGCUGAUAGACACCUUAAAGUUUGCUGUCCAGGCAGAAGGUGUAAAUCAGCAUGAGGCCACAUUGACCUUCAGGUACAACAGAAAAAGAGAGACUUGGAGCAGUGAUGUCCACAUUCCAGAUAUUGAUGUUGACUUUGGUACAAACUUCAGAAUCAUUGAUGACUCCAUUCCUGGGAAGAAAGCAGAUUAUACCUUUGUUAUAGACUUUCACAAUAAGAAGAAUUCUGAAGUUACUCUUACUGGCCAGAUGAGAUAUGCUGGAAUGGAAGAGGCAAUGUUAAAAGGUACCGUUUCUAUUCCUCGCCUGCAAACUGAAUUGAGAACUGAAGCACUCGUUAAUUAUUCACCACCUAAAGGGUUUCUUCAGAUGAGCUCAGCUGCAACAACUUAUGGAAACUCAAUUUCAGAAAGAGUUCUCUUCAGAUAUGAUUCUGAGAAAAUUGAGCUAGAGUGGAAUUCAGGUGCCAGUGCUGCUGUGAGAAAAAUGUCUUCUGGCUUCCCAGUUGACUUCUCAGAAUAUCCCAGAACUUUAGAGAAGCAUGCCAAUGAACUGCUGGAUCGGAAAGUGGCCCAUACGGAUAUGACAAUGCGACAUAUUGUGUCACAGUUUAUUUUGGCAACCAACACCUGGCUGCAAAAGGCAUCAAAAGAUGUUCCCUAUGCCCAGACUCUGCAAGACAAACUAAAUGGACUCCAGGAACUAAGCAUUCAGAAAAUUAACCUUCCAGUUAUCACCAUUCCUGAAGAACUUUUCCUGCAAAGUGAAGGACGGAUCAGAUACAACUUGAAUAAGGACAGUUUUCUAAUCAAUAUCCCACUGCCAUUUGGUGGAAGAUCAUCUCAUGACAUAAGGGUGCCACAGACAGUUAAAACACCUCCUCUGGUGAUGGAGUCAAUGGGAAUAAGUGUGCCGUCUCAGGAAUACAGAAUCCCCACGUUUACUGUUCCAGAAUCCUAUCCUCUUCGUGUGCCUUUACUUGGUACUUUAGAGGUCUCUGCUAACCUGUACAGCAACUACUACAACUGGACAGCAGCAUACACUUUGGCUAACAGCACCACAGAGAAAGCAUCCGGCGUGAGAACGACUUAUGCCACAAACGCCGAGUCAGUUUUUGAGCUACUUUCCUACAGUGUGAAAGGCUCUGGAGAAGCAUCAUAUGGUAGAAAUGGAUUCACCUGUGCAUACGAAAAUCACCUGAAGCACAGUCUCCUAACAUCAGUUUUUAAGUUGGCCAGGACGAAGACUUAUGAACCUAGUUCAGUUGCAAACUACACCAUAUCACUUACAGCAUCCAGUACUCUGGGACCUCAGCUAUCAUUGUCUGGUGAUAUUGUUUCUGAAAAGACAAAUAACGUGAAUAUCAAUAACGUGAAGAUGGAGGGGCAGCUGGAAGUGGCUUCUGUCUUUGCAAGAAGCAUUUACACUCUGUCCAGCUCGUACAAUGAAAAGAGACGGUUUUUAGAAGGAAAAUCAAAUCUGAAGUUGGAUUCUUCUUACCUUCAGGCGACCAAUCAGAUAUCUGGCAGAUACAGUGAUGAUUUAUGUUCUAUUACUUCAGUUUCUGAUGUGCAGAAUGGGCUAUUAAAGAACACAGCUUCACUGAAGUAUGAAAACAGCCAGCUGAAAAUGACAUCUGAAACAAAUGGGAGGUAUCGACACAUUGCAGGUGUCAAUAAGCUUGAACUGAUUUUGUCAAAGAAGAUAGCAGCACUUCGAUCUGAAUAUCAAGCCACCUACAAGCAAACCCAGUAUUAUGCCUUGUUUGCAGGUUCUCUCAAUUCCCAGGAUCUUGUUUUCAACACUGACCUCUCUGUGACUGGUCAAAAGAAUCGAGCUGCACACAAGUCAUCAUUCAACGUCAAUCAGUAUGGUCUGGCCAGCAGUGCAACCACAAACGUGCAGUUUAGUCCAUUGACAAUGCAGAGCGAAAUGAAUGCCAAACUUGACACUGCUGGAGGCUCCAUGUCACUGUCCUCUUCUGGGCGCUAUGGUAAAAACAGUGCAAAGUUCAACCUAGGGGGAAGAGCGAGCCUAGCGGAAAUAACGCUGGGGAGUGAAUACCAGAGCACAGUUCUGGGUAUGGAUAAUAAACAUGUUUUAAACUUCAGAGUUAACAGAGAAGGACUCAAGUUUUCAAAUAACUUGCAAGGAUCGUUCAGAGAGAUUAAGUUGGAGUAUACAAAUGAUUUGAAUAUUCCUGGCUUAUCCUUAACAUUUGCUUCGAAGUUAGACAACAGCUUCAGCUUUGACAAGUUCCACAAGCACGUUUUUGACCUACAGCUGCAGCCUACCUCACUUACAGCUAAACUGACCAAUAAUAUUAAAUACACUAAAACUGAAGUUUCCAACAAAGCAGAACUGCUUCUCGAGCCUCUGAAGCUGAACUUGGGUGGCAAUGUCAGAGGAGCCUAUGGGGCAGAUGAAAUAAGGCACACCUACACCAUUGCAUAUGCUGAUCUAGCUGCCAACUUUAAAACAGAUACAGUCGCAAAUAUUCAAGGUGUAGCAGUAAGUCACAGAGUCAAUCUCAAUAUGGCUGGACUUGCUUCCUCACUUACUAUGAACACAAACUGUGACUCCAAAUCUCUCCACUUCAGCAAUGCUGUGCGUUCCACUAUGGCCCCAUUUGCUAUGACUGCUGACAUACACACCAGCGGUAACGGAAAGCUGAUCGCUAUGGGUGAACACACAGGAGACCUUUACAGCAAAUUCCUGUUUAAAGCAGAACCUCUUGCUUUCACUUUCUCCCAUGAUUACAGAGGAUCUACCAGUCAUAGCUUGAAGUCUAGGGGAAGACACACUACCCUGCUUGAUAGCAAAGUCCAUACGCUUUUUACUCCUUCAGAGCAGUCAAGUGCUUGGAAGUUGAAAAGUCAGCUAAACAAUAAUGUGUAUUCACAAGAUCUCACUGCUUACAAUGAUGCAGAAAAGACCGGUGUGGAACUUAGUGGAAGAGCUUUAGCAGAUCUCUCUGUCAUGGAUACGUCGGUCAUACUACCAUUCACAUCUGAAGAAGUUAAUUUAAUUGAUGUAUUUGGCCUCAGGGACAGUGUGUCAGAGCCUCAAGAAUUCAGCAUCUCUGGCUCUGUGAAGUAUGACAAAAAUAAAGAUAUGCAUGUUAUUAACCUACCAUUCUUGGAACAUUUGCCAGUUUACUUUGAACAAAUCAGAGGCACCAUUCUGUCCACUCUGCAAGCCAUACAAAGUUACCUGAAGAACAUUAACAUAGAACAACAUAUGAGAAAAUACAAGGCAACGUUGGAUAAACUCCCACAGCACUUAAAUGAUUACAUGGACAAAUUAGAUAUGAAAGGCAGAGUUAGCAGCAUGAAAAAUACUUUGGUUGCUUUCACAAAGGACUACAGAAUAACCUCUGAUGAUCUCCAAAUUAUUCUGGAAAAAUCCAUGGACAAUCUUCAAGAAAUACUGUUUCAGUUGAAGAUUUAUCUGAUAAAAAUUGAGGAAUACGUCAAAGAAUUUUAUGAGCAAUAUGAUAUUAAAACAUUAAUUGCACAGCUUCUUGAACAGAUAGUUGAAACGUUGGCAUAUUUAGAUAACAAAUAUGACAUAAGAGUGACUGUAGUUGACACUAUUCAAAAACUGCUAACUUUUUUUCGCGAGCAUUUUCCUAUUGAAACUGGAUGCGGCUCUUGGGAUUGGUGUACGAAGCUAGUUAGUGUGUACGAUAUUACAACUAGAAUAGAGAAAAACCUAGAACAACUCAAGAUUCAGAUUCAGAAUAUUGAUGUCAGACGCAUUGCAGAAAAUUUGAAAGAGCAGAUUAACCUGUUUGAUGCCAAAGAAGCUUUAGAAAAACUGAAGCAUUCAUUACCAAUUGAAAAAAUUAAAGAAGUUCUUGAACAAAUCACAUACUUUAUUCUAAACUGGAUGGAGGAGUAUGAAGUGUCUGAGAAGAUCAGUGCUUUCCGAGGUCAUAUGCACAAACUAAUUGUAAAAUAUGAAGUUGAUAAGCAGGUAUAUUUUUUAAUGGACAGAAUGAUAGAACUUCUUAAUCAAUACAGAAUAAAAGAAACUGUCCAGAAACUGACCAUCUACCUGAAAAAUGUUGAUGUGAAAUCAUGCUUUGAUAAAGUUGUUGCUUUCGUUGAUGAUGCUGUCAAGAAAGUGCAAACCUUUGAUUACGAAAUGAUGAUAAAGGAAGUCAACAAGUUCCUUGACAUGAUUAUUAAAAAGCUCAAGUCUUUUGACUAUAACCAGUUUGUUGAUAAUACAAAUAAAAAAAUCCGAGAAGUGACCCAGAAAAUAAAUGAGGAACUCAGAAAUCUAGAACUUCCACAGAAAGCAGAAGCACUGAAACAAUAUAUGAGAGACUUCAGAGCUGUGAUUUCAAAAUACAUGGAACAACUAAGGGACACCAAGCUUGCUGCGCUAAUUAAGUGGUUCAAGGAGCUGAUAAACUCAACAACAUUUGCCAGUCUGAAAGCUGAGAUAAAUGAACAUCUGGAAGACCUGCGACAGAGGAUUUCUGAAAUUGAUAUUUCCCAGGAAAUCCAGUGGUAUCUUCAGAAGAUAAGCCAGUUCUACAAUUCUAUUUUGGUAUACAUUUCUGACCAGUGGAACAUAGCUUUUAAGAAAAUCAUUGCUUUGGCUGAAAAGUAUGAUCUAAAAAAUUGGGCUGAAAAUUUAAACCACUUUGUUGAAACAGGAUUUCAAGUCCCUGAAAUCAGAACUGUUAUAGUCACUAUACCUGCAUUUGAGGUUAGUCUCCGAAGUCUUCGGGAAGCAACAUUUCGAACACCAGAGUUCAUUGUUCCACUGACUGAUCUGCAUAUCCCCUCCUAUGAGAUAAAUAUUAAGAGACUGAAGGACAUGAAAAUCCCACUGAAAUUCACAACUCCAGAAUUCACGGUUCUAAAUACCUUUAAAGUUCCUGCCUAUACAAUUGACUUGAGAGAGAUUAAAAUUCAGAUUGUGAGAACAAUAGACAAAGUCAUAUCCGGUGAAUUUCAGUUGCCAGCAAUUGACUUGUAUUUUAAAGAUCUGAAGAUGAGAGAUAUGCCUUUUUCUGACAUCUCUUUCCCAGAAAUACAAAUGCCUCAGUUUCAAAUACCAGAAUUAUUGGUUCCAAAGCUAAAUCUAAAUGACCUCCAGAUUCCUAACAUGAAGAUACCAGAGUUUGAGCUUCCACGUAUUCCGCAUACUGUGACUGUCCCUACUUUUGGCAGAUUGUCUGGUGCUUUCAGAGUCACUUCUCCAUUCUUUACACUCUCUGCACAUGCUGAAGUUCAUAAUACUACAACAUCUGCAAACAGUCCAGAAUUUGUGACCUCCCUUUCAGCUCAAACAACGUCCAAAUUAGACUUCCUGGUUUUUAAUGUUAUUGCAGAUUCACGUCUCUUGGCCCCCGAGAUGAAGAAGCUGAACCUGAAAAAUUCUGUGAAGGUCAACCACAGGUUCCUUAAAGUUGAUCACACCAAUGAAGUGGUAUUUUUAGGGACUUCAGUAGAAGGUGAAGCUGAAACUAGAGCAAACUUCUAUACAACAAGAAAUUCAAUAGAACUGCAGAAUAAUUUAAUGGUCAAGCUGCAAAGAAAAAUUUGGCUGCAGAGUGGAACAGCAUAUUCCCACAGACUGAAUAUUCCACAAGCUGAUUUCUCCAGCCAGGCUGAUCUUGUCAAUAAUAUGACAACAGAGGUAGAAGCAGGACACAUAUCAUUUACCUCCACUGGUACAGGAAACUGGAAAUGGGCCUCUCCCAGCUUCUCGGAUGAAGGCACUCAUGAUUCACAUGUCACUUUCAGGGUUGAGGGCUCCGUUAUUACGUUCUCUGCCAGCAACAGAAUAAAUGAUAAGUACCUGAGAGUCAACCAAGUUAUGAGAUAUGAAUGUGAUUUCUUAAACUAUGCAACACUUCAGAUUCAGUCUGAAAUCGAGUCACAGCGUGUGGGACGUAGUGUUCUGAAUGUAAAAGGCAGAGGGCAUGUUGGAGCAAUGAAAGUAGAAUUAACAGGCUCUCACAAUGCUCGGCUCAAUGGACGGAUUACUGGAACUGUAAAUAAUGAAAUUUCCUUCUUGGCACACCUUUUUGAAAUUCGUCUAGUAACAAACAAUGAUGGAAAUGUGAAAAUCAGCCUCCCAAUGAAACUGACUGGCAAAAUUGACUUUCUGAAUAACUACGGUUUUGCUCUCAGUGCCUCUGUUCAACAGGUCAGCUGGCAAGCUACUGGCAGGUUCAAUCAGUACAGAUAUUCCCAUAACAUAUCUGCUGGGAACAAUGAUGACAGAAUUGAAGCUCAUGUUGAAAUGAAUGGAGAUGCCAACUUGGACUUCCUAAACAUCCCUCUAACCAUUCCUAAGCUUCAGGUGCCCUACACUGGAAUCAAAACACCUCAGCUAAAAGAUUAUUCACUGUGGGAAGAUGUAGGCCUGAAGCAUUUGUUGAAGACAACAAGACAAUCCUUUGAUUUAAAUUUGAAUGCUCAGUAUGAUAAAAACAGAGACAUGCAUGUAAUCCCACUGCCUUUAGCAACAGUCCAUGAAGCACUUAAUAAAUACAUCAUUUUCUUCAAUAAGCACUUUGAGAGAGGAAGAAAUACCGCUUUAGAUUUUCUCACAAAGUCAUAUAAUGAAGCCAAAACAAAAUUUGACAAAUACAAAAUACAGACAUCCCUGAACAAACUACCACGGACCUUCAGGAUUCCAGGAUACACCAUUCCAAUUUUGAAUAUUGAGGUUUCUCCUUUUACUGCUGAGAUGCCAGCAUUUGGUUACAUGCUCCCAAAAGAAAUAAGCACAACAGGAUUCACAGUCCCACUUAUUGGCUUUUCAGUACCAUCUUACACACUAGUUUUACCUUCUCUGGAGCUUCCAGUCCUUCAUGUCCCACAGGAUCUACGCACUCUAAAGCUUCCUAGAUUCAGAAUCAACAGCCCAUCAAACCACAUCUUAAUUCCUGCCAUGGGAAACUUUACUUACGACUUCUCAUUUAAAUCCAGCGUGAUCACUUUAACUGCAAGUGCUGGGCUGUUCAAUCAAUCAGAUAUUGCUGGGCAACUCAGUGUCUCAUCUUCUUCUGUCAUUGAUGCACUGCAGUUUAGGCUAGAUGGUUCGACAAGCUUGAUAAGAAAAAGAGGGUUGAAGCUGGCCACAGCAUUGUCCCUGAGCAAUAACAAAUUUCUAGGAGGAAACCAUGACAGCACUAUUAGUCUCACAAGGAGGAACAUAGAAGCUUCAGUGGAAACAACUGUAGAGAUCAACACACCAGCUUUAAAAAUGAAUUUCAGCCAAGAACUUUCUGGAAAUACUAAAUCUAAACCCACACUUUCCUCAGGGCUAAAAUUAACAUAUGAUUUUAAUACUACUAAAUUGGGCAGCAGUGCCAAGGGAGGAAUUGCUCACAAACUUGCUUUAGAGAGCCUUACGUCUUACCUAUCAGUAGAAACGUCUACAAAUGGGGAUAUUGAUGGAGUAUUUUACACUGGAAAUGCAUUUUCUGGGAGCCUAGACCAUGAGGCAAACACCUAUCUGAAUGCUAACGGAGCUCGAUCAUCUCUCAAGUUUGAGGCCCACUCCAAAGCAGAUGGACUCUGGAACAGUGAAAUGAAAGAAAUACUUGCAGUUGAAGCAUCCACCCGUCGUGUUUAUGCAGUCUGGGAGCACAAUGGGAAGAACUAUGCACGAUACACACCUCUUUUCACAACAACUGGGGCUCAGAGAUGCAAAGCAACCUUAGAGUUGGCUCCUUGGAGUAUAUCAGCAGAUCUUCACAUUCAAGCAACUCAGCCAAAUUCCUUCUUGGACACAGCCUCAGUUAAUCAAGUUGUCAUAGUAAGAAUCAAUACUGCAAAACAGAAAGUUGGUUGGAAGGGUGAAGGCCAAAUUGAGUCAGUAUCUCUCAGUCAUGAUAUGCAGUUAUCAAAUGAAGAAUCAAAGGCAAAGUUUGAUAUUUCUGGAUCUUUGGAAGGAUACAUGGACUUCCUCAAAAAUAUAAGGUGUCCCAUUUCUGAGAAGAGCUUAUGGGAUAUCUUGAAGUUGGACGUCACUACCAGCGCUGACAGAAAACAAUACUUAAAUGGUUCAGCAUCCCUCGUGUACACAAAGAGUGAUGAUGGAUACUUCUUCCCCAUACCUGUGAAUAAGCUGACGGAUGGCUUCACUUUCAGUAUUCCUGAGUUACAUCUAAAGGCUCCAACCCCUGUUUUCAGCACUCCAGAGUUCAGAGUUCCUUUCACCACUCUCCAAGUCCCAGCAUACAGCGUUGACUUGCGCAACAUAAAAAUUCCACAGACGCUGAACACAAUGCCAUUUGAUGUCAACUUACCCACGCUGCCAAAACUAAGAUUCCCCAAAGUGGAUGUAGGAGCCGAUUACAUCACAUUAGAAGAAUAUAAAAUACCAUAUUUUGAGAUGACAAUACCUGAAUACCAAAUAACUGUGUCUCAAUUCACUCUUCCGAAGAGCAUUUCUCUUGGCAGUUUCCAUGUAGAUCUGGAUGAUGUAGCUAAUAAGAUUGCAGAUUUUGAUCUGCCCACAAUUACAAUUCCUGAACAGAAAAUUGAGAUACCCCCUCUCAAAAUAUCCUUGCCUGCUGGAAUUUACAUCCCCUCAUUUGGUGCCUUGACUGGAUCAUUCAAAGUUGCUUCCCCUUUGUACAAUGUCACCUGGACAACAGACUUAACAAACAAAAAAGACUCUUUUGAACAGUCCAUUGACUCUACCUGCAGCUCAACAUUGCAGUUCCUGGAAUAUGACUUGAAUGUGGUUUCAAACUACAAAUAUGAAGAAGACAUGUUUGUUAUGAAGACAACUGGCAGCUUUUCACAUCGUGACAUGAGUGCAAACUACAAGGAAGUUCUUACUCUUUCAGGAAUUAGACUCGUGGACAACACUGCAUCACUAGACAUCAUCAGCCCAGCGUUUACAGACGUUCAUAUGCGUCAUCGAAACACUGAUAGGAGCUUAUCUGGCUCAGUAUCUUCACCAUCUGCUGGGACCUUGGGCUAUGUCAUUGAAGUGGACACUGAUGUUCUCAUGGCAAAAGUUUACUACCGAACUCGGUCUGCUCCUCAGAAGGACAUUGACAUAUUAAAAAGUGAGAUAUCCUUCAGGAAACCCGACCUCAUCCAAAUGAAAUUCAACUGGAAAGAGGAUGCUGCCAAAGACUUGCUGUUGGGUCUGAAAGAAAAAGUACCUAAAAUGACAAAUGCAGUCUAUAGGUAUGUUAAUCGGUAUCAUAAGGAGUAUAUGGGACUGGAAAUUAGUGCUGCCACCUUAAAGAUGAAGAAUAUCAUGCAGAAUAAUGCUGACAAAGCAUAUACAUUUGCUGUAAAACAAAUAGAUCAAAUAGAUGCUCAGCUUCUCACAGCUGCCAAUGAGGCCUCUGGCAAGUAUCAGGAGAUGAAGGUCAAAGCUAAACAGCUAUAUCAAGAAGCAGCAGAUCAAGCUGAACAGUUUGACUAUCAAAGUGUAAAAGCAAAGUUUUUGGAUGCUGCAGUGGACAUAAUAGAAGAAUAUCACAAGAGAAUAAAACACCUAAUUGACUCAGCUAUUGAAUUCCUGAAGACCACAAAAUUCCAGGUCCCUGGGCUGUCUGAAAAGUACACUGGUGAAGAAAUAUACCUCAAGACUACAGAGAAGGUAGCAAAAACUGUUGAUUUAUGCCUUUCAAAACUCCAGGAAUACUUUGAUGCCUUGAUUGUAGCUAUCAAUGAGCUGGAAGUCAGAGUUCCUGCAUCUGAAACAAUUCUUAGAGGCCGUAAUGUACUUGAUCAAAUUAAAGAAAUGCUGAAACACUUGCAGAAAAAUAUCAGACAGACAUUUGCUACUCUCCAAGAAGCUGACUUUAUUGGAAGGCUUAAGCAACUGAAACAAGUAGUGCAACAAGUUUUUCAGAAGGUAGAAGAAAUGGUUAGAAGCUUGCAAUCCAAAAAUUUUGAAGACAUAAAAGUUCAAACACAACAGCUGUACAAAGAUGCAAUGGCUUCAGAUUAUGCACAGAAACUGACAUCCUUGGCAGAAGACAUUAAAAAAUACAUUUCUCUGUUGAAAGCUUUUAGCCAAAAGACAUUCCAGGACCUUUCAGAAAACCUGAGCCAGCUGCUGCUCUAUGUAAAGGAGCUGCGGGAGGAAUACUUUGAUCCAACUACACUUGGAUGGUCAGUGAAAUACUAUGAGGUGGAAGACAAGGUACUAGGAUGGCUGAAGAAUCUAAUAGACACACUAGUGGACUGGCACAACCAGUAUGUUGGAGAUCUUGCUGACUCAGUCACACGCCUGACAGACCAAGUAAGAGAAUUGGUAGAAAACUACAGCCAGGAAUAUUAUGACCUUUUAAGUGAUCUUGAAGGAAAAGGAAAACAGAAGUUGAUGGAGCUCUCAUCUGCCGCUCAGGAAAAAAUCCGAGAUUGGUCUGCAGCCGCUAAGAGGAAAAUCAAUGAACAUAACAAGCAAGUCAAAGAAAAACUCCAGGAGAUCUAUGGGCAGCUUAGUCAUUCCCAAGAAAAGGUAAUCAGUGAGGCCAAAAGGUUAAUUGAUCUAACUAUAGAAAAUUACUCUGCAUUCCUGCAAUAUAUCUCAGAGCUUCUUCGUUGGCUGGAGCAAGUAACAGCUGAGAGCGUAAAGCCGUAUAUAGCUGUGCGCCAAGGAGAGCUUAGAAUAGAUGUGCCCAAGCCAUUUGACUGGCAAUCCGUUUACCAGAUGCCCCAAAAAAGCAGAGAGGCACUCAGGAAAAAAGUGGAACUAACACGCACGCUGAUUCAGCAAGGCAUUGAGCAAGGCUCCAGGAAAUGGGAAGAAAUGCAAAGAUUCAUCGAUGAACAACUUGCCACUGAGCAACUGAGUCUUCAGCAGAUUAUAGAAAAUCUACAGCAGCGCAUAAAGACCUGAAUGGACAUGCAGAAGAUGAGAAGUAACAUGUUUGUACCACAAUGUAUUUAAAAAAACAUCAAUCAGCAUACUGGAGCUUCAGGUACUAUCUGUUUGAAUCUGAAUUUGUAAAUGAAAAGUGAAUAAUCUACACUAGGUUAUUUUAAUAAGCUUAAUAAGUCAAUAAAUGAGUUCUUUAUUACAUUUUUGUGUCAUUCAUUACAGCUACUUUUACUCUGGCCAUAGGGCUUAAUCCAACAAUUGUCAAGGUCAAUAAGAAGUCUUUGCUUUGAUUUCACUGUAUGUUGGAUCAAGCCAAUAAUGUGCAAUACAUACUGUAAAUAGUCAGAAAAGCUAUGUAAUACAUA
Molecule: messenger RNA, 14294 nt
Organism: Merops nubicus (carmine bee-eater)
Lineage: Eukaryota; Metazoa; Chordata; Aves; Coraciiformes; Meropidae
Gene: APOB
Product: apolipoprotein B
Exons: 29
Coding region: 43-13947 (4634 amino acids)
Biological process (GO): triglyceride mobilization; cholesterol transport; lipoprotein transport
Cellular component (GO): very-low-density lipoprotein particle; mature chylomicron; low-density lipoprotein particle
Molecular function (GO): low-density lipoprotein particle receptor binding; cholesterol transfer activity
Source: RefSeq, a predicted model, not a curated record